Plectropomus leopardus (leopard coralgrouper) is the source of this 6089-nucleotide messenger RNA. RefSeq names its product NEDD4 E3 ubiquitin protein ligase a (gene nedd4a). Gene Ontology annotation, cellular component: cytoplasm. Gene Ontology annotation, biological process: neuromuscular junction development; regulation of dendrite morphogenesis; receptor internalization. NCBI's taxonomy places the organism in Eukaryota, Metazoa, Chordata, Actinopteri, Perciformes, Serranidae. The record is from RefSeq and is a predicted model, not a curated record. Gene Ontology annotation, molecular function: ubiquitin protein ligase activity; protein binding; sodium channel inhibitor activity.
UAUUUUGGCAAUGUACAGCCGCUAAUGAUUGUGAUCACAGAGCAGAGCUCGGAGCAGUUGCCUGCUUUCCUUUUUUCCUCUCAGCAAGUUUGAUCAUGUAGCUCUCACAGACGCAGCAGGGAUUAGAGAGUUAAACGAAUGGCACGUCGGCUGCGCUUGCAUUUCGCGUCAAGGAGAAGCAACACGGACCCUCUGUCAGAAAGCCUCAGCAGCCAUGGUGAGGAGAGCGCAGUCAGUGUGUCAGCUCGUAGCCCCGCAGAGAGUCUGGCGCACAGUUCUGUCCACUUGAAGGUGACUCCUCUGUCACCAGACUAUGCUAAUUUACAGCGCUACUCUUCAGUAUUCAUACCCAGGGUUAACAGUGGAGGAUUAAAUAAGAAGAGCAUUGUGCAGAUCUCGCUGCAACCGUGUGGGAAGCUCAGUGGAGAGCUGGAUGGCAGUUUAGAGGAUGGAGACCCGGGUGCCGGUGAGGGAGGAGCGGGCAGUGGUUCUGACGGAGGCUCGUGCAGCAGCAGCAUGGCCAGCGAUGCCGGGUACUGUAGCAGCAACAGCAUCUUUGAGCCAGAGGGUUCGGAAAAGCACAGGACCACCCAGGAGAGGAGUCAACCCUGCUGCAAGUCCAAGGUCCCGCUGAGACGGUGCUCCUCGUUGGUGAUAUUUCCAAAGAGCCCCUGCAGCACCCCGCCUGCGUCCCCAGUGAGUCCAGUGGCUCUACCUGCGCUCCCACCAGCAAGAGGGUCUCAUCAGUCAUCGCUUCAAACAUCUUCCAAUGAACUUUCACAAGAUGAUGAGGAAGUGACUUGCAAAGGGUCCACCACCACGGCAGUAAGCGGACAUCGUCUCCCAAAAGGAGGCUGUUUUGCCGAGUUGAGGGACACCAAACACAUGGUGCAAUUUAAUAUUCCUUUACAGGAUGAACCAAAUGGCAAAAUGGAGGACAGGAAUAAAAUAAGGGAACUGUCGUCAACUUUAGACAGAUCAAAUCGUCACUCUAGCAGAGUUUUGCUGCACUUUGCCCACCAGAGACCAAUAAUGUUUGGGAAGGGAGCCACAACCACGGCUACUGUCAACGUGGAAUAUCCUGACGCUCCUGACCCAGCCACACAGCCUGAGGGUGAGCACGACCCUCGCAAAAAACUGUAUCGCAGUACUUCUGCUUGUUUGUUCUCCUCAACUAAACCAUCAGGAAAAGGGCAGGAAAGGCCUGAGGAAAAACACUGUCAUCGAGCCAUACAAAGGAGCUUUUCCCUGGAGGUGCCCUACGCUAACACUGGGAUUUCAUGUCACGUUUCAAAUCCAAAACUCAGUAGCCCUCACUCUCCACAUGUGCACAUUCAUCUGUCUCCUUUCUGCCCAGCUAAGUUGCCUAGCUCUGAUGUAAACACAAGCCACAAAGGGAAUAAUACACCAAAGAGCCCAGUUCUAAACACCAAGACGCGUGAUGACUUUCUUGGACAGGUGGACGUCCCUUUAAAUCAGAUACCGACAGAAAAUCCUAGAACAGAAAGGCCAUACACAUUCAAGGAUUUUCUGCUUCACCCACGAAGCCACAAGUCCAGAGUCAAAGGUCACCUGCGUCUCAAAAUGACAUAUCUGCCAAAAAACUCAGGCUCAGAGGAGGAAACAACAGAGCAGACUGAGGACAUGGAUCCUAGUUGGGAGUAUCUGGAGGCACAGGACAUGUCAGGUCCCAGACAAAGCCAGCUGCUGCCUGCUCUGCCCCCUGGCUGGGAGGAGCGGCAGGACAACCUGGGAAGAACCUUCUAUGUCAAUCACGAGAGCAGAACCACGCAGUGGCAACGACCCACGAUCCAGGAUGGUGAUGAGGAGACGCAAAGAAGACAGAACAAUAAUAUGGACUCGGAGCAUGCUUUCAUUACACGCAGACAGAUCUCAGACCCGGAUGAGAACACCACACGAGAGUCUCCUGAGAGCUGGGAGAUCAUCACAGAGGACGAGUCCACCUUGUACCACAGCAAUAACCAGAUCACAUCACCUCCACCACCACACUCAUCUACAGAGUUCCAACCGUUCCGCGACGAGCCGAGAAACACUCACAUGCCUUGGGUCACAGCUAGCGAGCGUCGCACCUCCCAGAGGGAUCGUGCUAGUAAUUCAAGCCAUUCCAGUCUCAGAGGAAGUGCCCAGACUUCAACAGGAGAGGAACAUCCUGUUAAUCCUGUGCUGCUUCCAACCUCAGCUGGGCUUCCUCCAGGCUGGGAGGAGAAACGAGACCUCAAAGGAAGACGCUACUAUGUCAACCACAACACCCGAACCACUUCAUGGACACGACCUCUCAUCCAGAGAACCGCAGAGGUAUCAGCACCACCAGCACCAGCAGCAGCACCACCAGCACCACCAGCACCACCAGCAGCAGCAGCAGCAGCAGCAGCAGCAGCAGCAGCAGCAGCAGCAGCACCACCACCACCACAGAGGGGUCCUGGUGUUCCCCAGAGCCUGACUCCACCCUUGCCAGCCAUGUCCCCCGAGGGGUCUCCUCAGCACGCCCCAAGCCCUGAGGCCACACAAGAAUCUGGCUUCUUGCCAGUUGGGUGGGAGGUUCGCAGUGCUCCCAGUGGAAGACCGUUUUUCAUUGACCACAACACAAAGACUACUACUUGGGAAGACCCCAGGCUCAAGAUUCCUGUGCAAAUGAGGAGGAGACCCUCCCUCGACCCGUCUGAUCUCGGCCCUCUGCCGCCUGGCUGGGAGGAGAGAGUCCACAGUGAUGGGAGGAUAUUCUACAUAGAUCACAACACCAGGACCACACAAUGGGAUGACCCCAGAUUACAGAACUCAGCUAUAACUGGACCAGCAGUGCCUUAUUCCAGAGAUUAUAAACAGAAGUAUGACUACUUCCGGAAGAAGCUGAAGAAACCGGCCGACAUCCCAAACCGCUUUGAGAUGAAGAUGAGAAGAAAUGCGGUGCUGGAGGACUCAUACAGACGCAUCCUCUCAGUGAAGAGGGCAGACCUGCUGAAGGCACGACUGUGGGUGGAGUUUGAGGGAGAGAAAGGACUGGACUACGGUGGCCUGGCCAGGGAGUGGUUCUUCCUCAUGUCCAAGGAGAUGUUCAACCCGUACUACGGACUGUUUGAGUAUUCUGCAACGGACAACUACACACUGCAGAUUAACCCCAACUCAGGUUUAUGUAAUGAGGACCACCUGUCCUACUUCAAGUUCAUCGGCCGCGUGGCAGGCAUGGCUGUUUAUCAUGGCAAACUGCUUGAUGCUUUCUUCAUUCGUCCUUUCUACAAGAUGAUGCUGCAGAAGCCGAUCAUUCUCCAGGACAUGGAGUCUGUGGACAGUGAAUAUUUCAACUCCUUGAUGUGGAUUUUGGAGAACGACCCAACAGACUUGGAUUUGAGGUUCACCAUCGACGAGGAACUCUUUGGACAGACUCACCAGCAUGAAUUGAAGUCCGGUGGCUCAGAGAUCGUCAUCACUAAUGACAACAAGAAGGAGUACAUCCAUCUGGUAAUGCAGUUUAGGUUCGUGAACAGGAUACAGAAGCAGAUGACUGCAUUCAAAGACGGAUUCUUUGAGUUGAUACCACAGGAUCUGAUCAAGAUCUUUGAUGAGAAUGAGCUCGAGCUGCUCAUGUGUGGUCUCGGAGACGUGGACGUGAAUGACUGGCGAGAGAACACCAAGUACAAGAACAACUACUGCGCCAACCACGUCGUUAUCCAGUGGUUUUGGAAAACGGUGCUGUUGAUGGAUGCAGAAAAGAGAAUCAGGCUCUUACAGUUUGUGACAGGAACAUCAAGGGUCCCAAUGAACGGCUUUGCUGAACUCUAUGGGUCUAACGGACCACAGCUGUUCACCAUCGAGCAGUGGGGAACACGUGAUAAACUCCCCCGAGCCCACACAUGCUUCAACCGACUGGACCUGCCUCCUUAUGAGUCGUUUGAGGAGCUGAGGGAGAAACUUCACAUCGCCAUUGAGAAUGCACAAGGCUUCGACGGUGUGGAUUAGAGUUUUUGCUGUUAUUGAGCUGAACUGACAUUACUGCAUGAUGUGGUCGAGAAGUUGAUGAGAGACACAAGCCAUGCAUCAGAUUCGGGUGUUGACGUACCAGCUGUGUGACGGAUGAAGGACAGUCACGCAGCCUUCACUUUGGUCCUCGGUUGAGGCACACGUGGAGAAAGGACAUUAUAUCUGGAGUGACAGAGGUAUUUAAUCACUCUACGUGUUCUUAAGUUUACAAAGCAAAAAUGCAAAGCUGUAUACUGUUUAGCAAAAACAUUUAACCUUUAAAACAUUAGUUUCAUUUGGGCUGAAUUGCCUCAGAAAAACUUUCUCAGAUUCUCACAUCAGGUAUUUGUAAGAUUUUGUCUUCACUUUGUUGUCGUUGGGAAAUUAGUUAAGUUGUGUAGCUUCUUUGUUGAAAUCCUUUAACUUGUCCCGUCACCUCAUGUUAGCGCUGGAAAGAGUGGACCAUGGGUCAGAAUACUCAUUAAGUUCAACACAAGGAUAGCAUCAACUCUUGACAAUUUAAUUUAAAAAAAUAAAACUCACUUAACCCAUGUUUCCAGUCCCAAACCAUUAAAUAUUUUGAAUAAAGUUAACAAGUCUCCCUUUAAACACGAUAUUGGAUCAACUGGAAUCGCAAAGAAAAUAUCGUCCAAAGGUUUUUAUAAUUAAAAAGUCAAGGCAGCAAUGCGUCAGACGUUUUAAACAGCAAAACCUGAAUGAUUAAUUGGCAAUUCAACCCUUAAUAAAACAGAUGUGAAGAUAUUAUACUAUCGUUCAAUUUCUAUACAUAGUAAUUAUAUAUUUUUCAUUCCAUCACACUAGAAACACUGAUGCAAAUCCCAAAUACAUAUUCACCUCAUAAGCAUUGGUAGCAGAAAAGUUCUAUACAAGUCUGAGCGACUACACUGAAGAAAAGAGUAUCAUUUAAUCAAUACAGUAGUGAUGUAUCAAUACCUGGACCACGGCUAAACUAAUUAUACAGUAGUUUGAAUCUGACUACAUGCAGUGUUAGAUUGUGCUGAAGUGCAAUACAGAUUUGUACAUAUUGACAUGAGAUCAUUGAGUUUGUAGUUUUUACAUAAAUUUACUGUACAUGCAAAUUCAACGUUGCCUUCUACAAAACGACAAAGAAUUUAUUGUUAAAACUGUUCUCUCAAAGUUUUGAAAUUGGCAAAUGGUUAUUGGUGAACUUCUACAUUAAAGGUCCAGUGUGUAGGAUUUAGGGGAAUAUAUUGGCAGAAAUUGACUAUAUUGUCAUAAUUAUUGUUUCUUUAGUUUAUAAUCACCUGAAAAUAAGAAUUGUAGUGUUUUCACUUCCUUAAAAUGAGCUGGUUAUAUCUACAGAAGGAGUGGGUCCUCGUCCACCAAGCGGGUUAAAAAGAGAAGUGGCGUAUCACACCAUGUCACUGGGGUACAACACAUACACAGUGAAAUCUGCUCUGCACUUUCCAAAAGGUUCAAUACCUGGUGCACUAUCUCAGCACAUGGGAAUGAUUAAUUUGUUUCACUGAGGCAGCCCUGGGGUGUAAUAUUUUUGUAUAAAAAAUAAAGAUAUGGGUUAGAAUAACAAUUCUGCUGUCAUUGAAAAAAAAAAACAGAAUAAAAUGCCAUACAUUUCCUAUAUGCAAAUGUUCUAUUGAAUACUGGCUGCCAAUUAUCUGAGCGUACCCAAAAGUUCUGUGUGGCCGAGCAUACCCAAAAAGCUCCCGUGGGAUAAAAAAGCGUGACCCAGCCAUCUUUAAAUAGCCUUGUCAUCCCAUGGAUGUAUUAUCCAUGGAGUCCGCCCUAUUGCACCACCAUUUUGUUCUACAGUAGCUCAGAAUAGACAAACCAAACACUGGCUCUGGAUAGGGUCAUUUGCAUUUUCAUAUGUUUUCAUUGGCUAUGUAGGUAACGGCCCCUUUGAGAUGUGUAAAAGAGCAUUCGGAAAAACACUAAUUUUUAAUGUGAAACUAUUUUAUUCAGUGAAAAAAAAUGAGCAUGCAUUAGCAGGCAGUGGGCUAGGGGCCCGCUGACAAGCCGAGCAGUCAGAAAAGCAUCGAUUUUUAAUUUAAAACUGCUUUUUUAAAAGUGUUUUUACCGGUUUAAAUGACCUGUUCCGCUUGUUUUGGAGA